Lutra lutra (Eurasian river otter) is the source of this 5213-nucleotide messenger RNA. RefSeq names its product progestin and adipoQ receptor family member 4 (gene PAQR4). The transcript is spliced from 4 exons. Bases 334 to 1155 code for a protein of 273 amino acids. Gene Ontology annotation, molecular function: signaling receptor activity. The record is from RefSeq and is a predicted model, not a curated record. Lineage: Eukaryota; Metazoa; Chordata; Mammalia; Carnivora; Mustelidae. Gene Ontology annotation, cellular component: membrane.
CGCGCCCGUCCUCCAGGCUGAGCGGAGACGACCGGCAGCCGCCGCCGCCGCCACCGCCACGAGCUGUCCCUGCGGCUCGCCUGCCCCGGCAGGGCCGGCCGCACUGCGCUCCGGCGCCCCGCGCGUCCCCGGCCUCGGCCCCGGCGUGGGGGCGCCGGGCCCGCGCGUGCGCAGCGCGGGAGGGGGGCGCGGGCCGGGACCCCCAGCCGGCGCGUGCGCGAACGGAGCCUGGGCGGCUGGCGGGCGUCGGGAUGAGUCUCCGCGCGCUGUGGCACCACUAAGGAGGAGGCCGGGGGCCGAAGGGAGCGCGGACCACCCGCGCCGGGCCGGGCCAUGGCGUUCCUGGCCGGGCCGCGCCUGCUGGACUGGGCCAGCUCGCCACCGCACCUGCAGUUCAACAAGUUCGUGCUGACGGGCUACCGGCCGGCCAGCAGCGGCUGCGGCUGUCUGCGCAGCCUCUUCUACCUGCACAACGAGCUGGGCAACAUCUACACGCACGGGCUGGCCUUGCUAGGCUUCCUGGUGCUGCUGCCAGCGACCAUGCCGUGGGGUCAGCUGGGCGAGGGCGGCUGGCUGGGGGGCACGCACUGUGUGGCCUGCCUGGCACCCCCCGCAGGCUCCGUGCUGUACCACCUCUUCAUGUGCCACCAAGGGGGCAGCGCUGUGUACACGCGACUCCUUGCCCUGGAUAUGUGUGGGGUCUGCCUCGUCAACACCCUCGGGGCUCUGCCCAUCAUCCACUGUACCCUGGCCUGUAGGCCCUGGCUUCGCCCAGCCGCUCUGCUGGGCUACACCGUCCUGUCGGGUGUGGCCGGCUGGCGGGCCCUCACGGCUCCCUCCACCAGUGCCCGGCUCCGCGCCUUCGGCUGGCAGGCUGCGGCCCGCCUCCUGGUGUUUGGGGCCCGGGGAAUGGGGCUGGGCUCCGGGGCUCCAGGCUCCCUACCCUGCUACCUGCGCAUGGAUGCGCUGGCACUGCUCGGGGGGCUGGUGAACGUGGCCCGCCUGCCGGAGCGCUGGGGACCCGGCCGCUUCGACUACUGGGGCAACUCCCACCAGAUCAUGCACCUGCUCAGCGUGGGCUCCAUCCUCCAGCUGCACGCCGGCGUCGUGCCCGACCUGCUCUGGGCUGCCCACCACGCCUGUCCCCCAGACUGAGCCACCUCCCGCCUGCCACGCCGGCCUCCUGACAGUCCUCUGGAACCAAUAGUGUGCUUCACUCCUGCUGCUGGUCUUGGAGGGGCCGAUGGCCUGGAUGCUUCCAGCAAACAGGACUUCCCAGCUGGGAGCCCUCAUCUGUUCGUCCGUUUUUCCCUGUGGACUAAUCUCUUCUACUCAUACCUCGGAGCUCUGGCUUUCCCUCCCUGCUACCUUCCUUCAGGGUACUGUCCGGGUAGGCUAGAAGGAACCCUUUCCUUCCUAGGCCUCAGUUUAUCCUUUGUGACCUAUGAGGGCAUGGCUGGAGGGACUCCGGGGUCAUGUCUGGCUCCGACAGUUGGAACCCUACCAGCCCAGAGCCAUAAGCCCACUCUGCCCCACACGUAAGGUAUCUUAUGGGUGCCUGGCCCAGCCUUCAGCCCCUAUUUCCUGACUUUUGUCUUUCUGCUCUGCAUGCCAGCCAUCCCUGCAGCCUGAGGCUCACCUCCCCUCUUCUCCCUUCUGUCCAGAGAGUGAGGAGUUUGGGCAACAGGACCAGUCUCUUAACCCAGACCAAGGGGUAGGAGGGCAGCUGCAGCUGCUUUUUGCAGGCAGCUAGCACAGAGACAUGAGAGCUGAGGGGCACUGGACUCAGGGGCCCACUGGGCUGAGGCCCCCUCUCCACUCUGAGUGCAAUGCUCUGAUGGCCCAACCUACACAGUGGGGAUGUGCCUGCUCAGGAAAUCUCGGCUACAUGCAGUGCAUGGCUCCUGCCUCCAACCAGCUGGCCUGGGGCCCUGCAUGAGGGCCCAGCCUCGGCCCAUGCUGGGGCCGCAGACCCUGGGCAACAUCAAUAAAGGGGCGGGAAGCACAGUGUUGCCACACAAACAAGCGUGGGUGCUCCCGAGAUUCAAAUACCUUUUAUUAGACAUGGGUAGGCAAGGAGGCACCCCUGGAGCUCCCAGAGGGACCCCAGCCUCCAGGAGGACUGGGGGGGGGGGGGGAGGCUAAAAGGUUAAAAGCAUUGAGGCUGGCCUGUAGACUCAGGUUGGGCCCAGUGAGUCCUCAAAUAGGCUGAGGAGGUUCCGAGGUUCAAAGGCGGGGAAGGAACCCCGAGGGGGCUCAGAGUCAAUGUCACUUAGGUCCAGGGCUUCCCUGGGGUGGGAGAGAAGAGAGACAAAUGACAGUCAGGGUCUGAAAGCCACUACCUCCCACCCCCCUGGAUUCUGGACCUGCUCACCUCAGUGAGUACCUGUUCCGGGGGGCAGGGGAGCCAUUGCGGGGGGUGGAGGUGUUCCCGGCAGCCCUGGCCAGGACGGCCUCCGGAGAGAGUGAGAGCCUGCACGGGAUGGGCCAGACAAGUAAGGUGUCGAGGGGUGGGGGGUACACGGGGAGGAGGCCACAGCUGGUUGGGAGCAGCAAGACCAACCCUGUCCCUAUGCAGGUGCCAGGCUCCAGCCUGACAUGGGUGGGGAUGGGGACCCAGUGGGGAACAGCAGAAACUCGGUGCCCUUUGACAAAAGCACUUUCACAACUCUGAAAGGCCACCUGACCACUCAAAGGCCACGUCCGUUCUGUCUCGGAACACAUGGUUAGGACGGCUGGCUUUGUAGUGACCUUGUGGAGAUGAAGCUUUUCAGGUACUUCCUGUCGAUAUGCCACCUCCCGUGGCAAGGGGGUGACGUUUCCGUAAGGAAGGGGUUAAUGGUGAUUCCUCCUGAGGCCUGUGCCUCAAGCAUGUGGUUCUCUUUUGCAGCAGUUUCUUAAUUACAGCCCCUCACUUGGCCACCAGGAGUUUCCCAGGACCAGCUCCUCGGUGCCUCAUCUGUGGACACUGGCAGCCCCUGCUGUGGCGGGGGGGGCGGGGGGCACUUGGGCGGCAGUGCCCCAAGCCCAAAGUUGCCAGGUAUGCUCUGCUCCACACAUUUCCUACACCGAGCUUGGAAGAGACUGCUGCAUUCACGGGCAGGCUGCACCCCACCGGCCUCGGUUCCCGUCCCAGGGCGUGACGGGGGCUAGGUUUGUGGGAAGGGUCCUGCUCACCACUAAUUCUCUUGGGUCUGGGGCCUGGACGUGAUGGCCACCCCAUCUUCCACCCCCAGCACCCUCAGCUCUCACCCACCCUACGCUGUCAUCAUCCCAGCUGCUGGAGAGGCUGCUGUGCAGGAGGAUGCUGCAGGGUGGGGAGCCAGGUGGGGUGGCUGGGGGGCUUGGGGGCUGCAGCCAGCUGGCAGGGUGGGCCAGUCCAUGCCAGAGCCAGCACAGCAAGGAGAGCAGGGCCUGUGGGGACAGGGGUGGGGGAGGCAGAUCAGACCCUGUGGUCGGGAGCAGGGUUGGCACCCUGCCCCAUCAACCGACUUACCUGCCACAGGGCCCACCCUCGACUGAGAGCGUCAGCAGCCACAUACCACAGAACGCUCCAGGGCCGAGGCCGCCUGAGCAUGGGCAGGGCCAGCAGGGCUGAGGCUGUGGCCCGCAGCUUGGGGUCAGGUUCCAGCAUCAUGAUGAGGACAGAACGCAGCUCGGAGGACAGGCCUGUCCACGGGGCAGGGCCAUGUCAGGAGUGAGGGGCUCUAAGCUCAGUGUUCCCCACUGCCGGCCAUUCCCUCCCAUGCAAGCCUGUCCUCCCUGGGGCAGCACGGUCCUCUCCAUCCUUGCCUUCUACUUACCAGCGGUGAACUCAGGGGGCAGAUAGCCCUGGCGAAGCUGCUGCCAGCCCUCCCCACCGUGGGGCAGCUCCAUGUUGCACGCCACUUCCAGGAUGGUGAGACCCAGACUGGGAAGGACAGGGGCAGUGACAGAAGAGGGGCAAGGUUGGCCUUGGGAUGACAGAUCCCAGAGCUCCAGGCUACCCAAGAAGAGGGUGGGGAAGGGGUGCUGUCUUCUGCCAUGAGCCAGGGACAUGGUUGGGGAGCAGUUGGGGGGUCCUGAGAAGGACUCAACAGGGCCAGUGAUUGGACCAUGUUGUGGAGCAUGGACCCCGGGCAGAGCAGACCCUACAGCAGCUGGUGAGUCCUCCUGGCAGCCCUCACUGACUGCACGGGCACUGUGGUUACUAAUGUCCCCAUCAUGGUUCUGUGGAUAAGGCUGGACAUGGCUCUUCGAGGCCAAACAGGGUUAUUAGCAUGGACGAGGGGACCCAGUGCCUGGUCCAGUCCCAGCUUCACCACGUGCUAACUGGACUUUGGGCAAGUCCCUCAACCCCACUGUGUCCGUUACUUGUAAGUGUGGUCAUUGUCUCCCCCGUGGGGGGUGUGGCAAGGAUGGGGUGGACCCAUGUGAAGUGGCUCCAGAGGGUUCGCUGCUUAGACAGCCCGACUCUAUGAAACCCCCUUGACUACAGGGCGGGCCUCCACCCCUUCAGGGCAGGGUGUCCAGCCCAAGGCCGAGUCUUCCUGACUUUGGACUAGGGCGGCGUUUCCCUCCCUCUGCUAACCGUUUCCCUCCCUCUGCUAACCGCACCCACCCCUGGCCCACGGCAGAGCCUCUCACGUCCCAGCCCUCACCUGAACACGUCCGCCGCUGUCCCGUAGGAGCCCCGCAGCAGCUCGGGAGCCAUGUACCGGGGGUCUCCCUCCUGGGCCUCUCCAGCUCCAGGUGUGCCCAGCUCAACCAGCAGCCCAAAGUCACCCAGCUUGCAACGGCCCCGGGGUCCCAGGAAGAUGUUGGCAGGCUUGACAUCAAGGUGGACCAGGCCUUGGCCGUGGAGCUGUGGGGCUGAAAUUCAUCUCAUGAAGCUCCACUUCCCGCUCCGGGUGGCAGGUGCGGCAGACAGGCCGGGGCUCCCUCUGCCAUCAGCCCCUGCUCAAGAGGCAAAAAGCUCACCCUCAGGGCCAGGGGGCUGGGAACACAGAGGCCUGAUCACUCAAGCCCAAGCUCAUUCACAGGAAGGAGUCUCCCCCGUGGGAAAGGUGAGCAGAGAAGGCCAGAGGCUGCUGUCCCCACCCUAAGGCAGCAGUGUCACCCAGGGAGACAGGCACCACUGUCCCUGCCCUCAGCUCCAGAGCUGCGGCCUAGGGAUUCUGCCUAUGGAGAAGCAGACAAUGACACAGAAAGUUCUGAGGCUCUCUCUGGGGGGG